Messenger RNA from Fusarium odoratissimum NRRL 54006, 1660 nucleotides. RefSeq lists its product as uncharacterized. The coding region runs from base 858 to 1190 and encodes 110 amino acids. The record is from RefSeq and is a predicted model, not a curated record. Lineage: Eukaryota; Fungi; Ascomycota; Sordariomycetes; Hypocreales; Nectriaceae. The transcript has a single exon.
CGCAUGAAUCGUUUUCCUCCUGACCUGGCGGUGCAAAAGGGAGUACCUUCUCUUUCUCUGACAAAAUGACAAUCUUGGCUUUUGGAGACACGUACUUGGCUGUCAGAACAACAGGCAGAGAACCGACUUUGUUGCUAACCGCGGCUGUUUUGUCGAUCAGAUCCGCUCCGAUGAGCACAAUAUCUAUGUCCUUCGCUGCGAUGCCAACACUUGCAUCAGUGUGGAUUAUCAAGCGGGUCUUGGCCUUGGAAUUGUUGGCGCAUGAAGCAAUUGACUGUGCCAUCUUGACACCUUCGAAGAGUGGUCGGGAUUCGAGCACAUGAACCUCCACAGGUCGCGAAGUAUUUCCCAUAACGUGAGUGAUGGCCGAGGUGAUAGUUGAACUAGAGGAGAGGGUAAGGAUCUUGAGUGGUCCGCCCCCCGAUAGAUGCUGCUCUAUGAAAGCCUGGAACAUCGCGCCAGUUCUUGAAGUGGUAUUCUGUCGGUCGCGGGCGUAAUCCCCCAAGGCUCUGACGGUAUUAUCGAUCGAGCUCUUAUCUAGUGGACCGCUGGGUGGGAUUCCGUCUUGAACUAUGUCCAAAGCCGAUAGAACAACACCCAAGAUAGACGCGCCCAUACUUUCUCGCCCGUUCUUCCACAGGUGCCAUCCCGCAAACCUGAUAUUGUUCCACCACUGAACUUGAUCAGUGGAAUCGAGUUUCUUAAUAACAUCGAUAUAGGUAUCGAGAGCCUUCGUAGCUAGCUGGCGCGCUCCGCUUUCGUGAUCUUCCUGCAGAGCGACCAAGCCCCGGCUAAGCGUGUUGCCUGCCACUUCGCCCAAGUCAACGUUGAACCACACCCUUCUAAGACUCUCUAGGAUGCGCGGAACGCCCUCGAAGUCAUCUGAGUCGUUGAUUGCGUCUGGAUCGAACCAUUCGUACCCCUCAUGCUCCCAGUCAAUUUUGAUGCCAGCCUCACCGCGGCCACCGUCGCUCCCGGAUUUGAGAACGAAACCGAAGGGGUUGACAGUCCACUCUCUCCCAAUAGACUCAUCAGCGAACGAGAAUGGUUUGCCCUUCCGAAAAAGGCGUAAAGAGUCAUGCGUAAGAGUUGUUUCCUCAGCAAGUUCCCUCCAGGCUGUGGCAAGAGGAUCCGCGUCAGUGUCAUCUACACUUCCAGAAAUGCCUGCAUAUUUGUGCCUUAGUAUGUAAGCACGGGUUCACUGAUAAGGUAAUACACUUUGCUUACUGAUAUGUAUUUACGUGACCGCUCCGGCGGAAGAGAGCGACCUGGGGUUUCUUGGCCUCACCGUCAGCGGGGAAUCUGAAGAUGAAGCUUGUCGCGACGUCUCUGUGUUUGAGAGGUGCCAUUCGUGACGAAAGACUGUAGAUCUUGGACGGUCAAAGAUGACAACGCGAGAUCAAGUGCAUGCCGCGAGUCGUUUCGGAAGCGAAAAGAUGAGACUUUGGGAUGCUGGGUAGGAUUUUCGUGGGUGAGACAAUUGGUACCUUACGCAUGGGAACCCAAGGGAGGAAGGAAGAUUGCGAGAAUACCACAUGCUUCAUCACAUGACUGUCACACGUCACUCUCCUCAAUUACAUCAAGACAGAAGCGAUAAUUAUGAAUUAAGUUACCAGGAAUAUCCUUGUCUCUCUUAUCUCCAUGUUUGAAUCCGAUCAUA